Molecule: messenger RNA, 1209 nt
Organism: Trichomonas vaginalis G3
Lineage: Eukaryota; Parabasalia; Trichomonadida; Trichomonadidae
Product: negative regulation of mitochondrial outer membrane permeabilization protein
Exons: 1
Coding region: 1-1209 (402 amino acids)
Cellular component (GO): membrane
Source: RefSeq, a predicted model, not a curated record
AUGGCCUCUGUUCCAGCUUGGCAACGCAAUAUUGCUAUUCCUGGCAUGCUGAUUUUCGGCACAGCCACAGUCGUCACACAGAAGCUUCUCUUCGAACAAAGAGCAGUCGGACGCGAUAUUUACGAAAAUCCGCAUAAAUUCUCCAAACCAUGGUUCCAAACAAACUCAAUGUUCGUUGGUAUGUGUUUAGCACUUGUUGUUUAUGAAGUUCAGCGCUGCUUGAACAGAGGAAAGAAACAGGAAGAAACACAAUCUUUAGUUACAAAUGGCGAAACAGAUGAAACAACAAACAAAGGCAGUGAUUGGAAAAUGUAUUUUUACGUCGCAGGUCCAGCAUGCUGUGAUCUUCUUGCAACAUCUCUUAUGAAUAUCGGUCUUCUUUACAUCAACGCUUCAGUCUGGCAAAUGCUUCGUGGUUCUAUGGUUCUCUUCUCCUCAAUCUUCUGCCAGUUCAUUCUCAAGCGCCCAACAUACGCCUACAUGUGGUGGUCCGUUUUAUUAAUCUGCAUUGCUUUAACAGUUGUCGGUGUUGCUGCUGUUUGCUCCACAGGUGUUGGCAAGGCUGGUGUUACAACAGGCCAAGUCAUCAUGGCUAUUGCUCUUACAGUUGGCUCUCAAAUCAUCCAAGCCUCACAGAUUGUCGUUGAAGACUUCCUUCUCCACGAUAUGACAGCCUCUCCAGUUCUUAUCGUCGGUCUUGAAGGUAUGUGGGGCACAAUCAUCACCUGCGCCGUCUUCCUUCCAAUCACAUCUUUGAUUCACUCUCCAGAAGGCAACGGUAUCCACGAAGAUACUAUCGAUACAUUCAAGAUGAUCGCUAACAACAAGAUGAUCCUUGUUUUCGUUAUCUUCUACGUUAUCGUCAUCCUCUUGUACAACGUCACUGGCAUGUUUGUUACAAACAUCACAAGUGCCGUUGUAAGAACAAUUCUCGAAGGCCUCCGUACAUUGUGCAUUUGGGUAGUUCAGGUUAUCAUCUUCUACUCAUACUCUGGCAGAGAAGUCGGCCACAAGCACCCAACACUUGGUGAAGAACUUACACCAUGGAGCUGGAUGCAGUUCUCUGGUUUCUGCCUCUUGUUCACUGGUAUGCUCCUCUACAACAAGAUCCUUCGCAUCCCUUGCUUCAAGUACCCAGAUGCAGUCGUUCAGGCAGCUGUUAAGGAGGACAAGAUCGAUGAUACUCCACUCAUCGAUUCUCAGGCCUAA